CAAAAAGAAGAAAACUUUUUAAAAGGAAAAGAGCUUUGAAUUCUCUGCCAGUCCAUCCAUACAAGCUAUAGACCAAUACAAGCAAGCUAUUAAAGGCUCUGGGCUUUCUCUUCCUUCUCUCUAUCUCCUCUAGUUCGCGCAGUGCUUAUAUUAGAGGCAGAUCUUGAUUAACUCUCAUAGGCUAUUGUUUUCAUCAAAUGGAUAAGAUAUUCCUUGCCUCAAUCUGUAUUCUCCACUUCUUCUUCACCGCCAAUUCUAUUGAGCUAGACCAAGAAGUCAUAGCUCAGCAAGAAGCUGAUCGUGUGGCAGAACUCCCCGGCCAGCCGCCGGUGAAGUUCCGGCAAUACUCUGGUUAUAUAACGGUUGAGGAGAGCCAUGGAAGGGCUCUUUUCUACUGGUUCUUUGAGGCGCAGGAUGAAUCCUCUACGAAGCCUCUCCUGCUUUGGCUUAAUGGAGGUCCUGGUUGUUCUUCCAUUGGCUAUGGAGAGGCUGAAGAGCUUGGCCCGUUCUUAAUACACAAGGGCGUGCCAGAGCUCAAAUUGAAUGAGUUUUCUUGGAACAAAGAAGCAAAUUUGCUGUUUGUGGAGUCUCCUGUAGGCGUUGGCUUCUCCUACACAAAUACAAGUUCAGAUUUGCUGCAUCUGGGAGAUGCCAUCACUGCAAAUGAUUCUUAUUCAUUUUUGGUGAACUGGUUCAAGAGGUUUCCACAAUACAAGCACUUUGAAUUCUAUAUAGCUGGAGAAAGCUAUGCUGGACAUUAUGUCCCUCAACUUGCUGAGAAAAUUUUUGAUGCUAACGAAGAAUCUAAGGAGAAUUAUAUUAAUUUCAAAGGCUUCAUGAUAGGAAAUGCUUUGAUGGACGACGAGACGGAUCAGACGGGGAUGAUUGAAUAUGCGUGGGAUCACGCCGUUAUCUCGGAUAAGGUAUACCGAGAUAUCAAGAAAACCUGCAAUUUCAGUAUAGAACACGACAACGAUUCUUGUAGUGCUGCACUGGAUAGAUAUUUCCAGGUCUACAAUAUAAUCGACAUGUACAGCUUGUAUGUUCCCAUAUGUGUUGAAAACAAUUCGACCAAAGGAUUUACCAUGAUUGAAGGCGUCGCUCCGAAGCUCUUCUCCAAAUAUAGAGAAUGGCAUCAGAAGCCUGCUGGUUAUGAUCCUUGUAUUGACAGUUACACAGAGGUAUACUUCAAUAGGCCAGAUGUGCAGGAAGCCUUGCAUGCCAAUGUCACAAAAAUAGGCUACAAUUGGACUCACUGCAGUGAUGCCAUCGAAAAAUGGAAUGAUGCACCAGCCUCGGUUCUCCCUAUCAUAAAGAAGCUCAUUAAUGGUGGCAUCAGAGUAUGGGUUUACAGUGGAGACACUGAUGGUAGGAUUCCAGUCACCGCAACAAGAUUAACCCUUCAUAAGCUUGGUUUGAACACUACGCAAGAAUGGAAGCCUUGGUACAACAGGCAGCAGGUUGGUGGUUGGACAAUCAUCUAUGAUGGUCUAACUUUUGUAACAGUUCGCGGUGCCGGGCACCAAGUACCAACAUUUGCUCCAAGGCAAGCACAGCAGCUUGUGUCACAUUUCUUGGCUGAUCAACAGUUGCCUUCAUCAGCCUUUUAGCUUUCAUUAUUUCUUUCAUUUCUUCAUAAUUUUUAUAACUGUUGGCAAGAGGUUUAAGACAAAUUUCCCAACAGCUUGUUUCCAAGAUAAACGUGCAGAUUCUAAUAAAGAAAAUUCAGAAUGGAAGAGCUCA
Dendrobium catenatum is the source of this 1743-nucleotide messenger RNA. RefSeq names its product serine carboxypeptidase-like 34. Bases 198 to 1610 code for a protein of 470 amino acids. Lineage: Eukaryota; Viridiplantae; Streptophyta; Magnoliopsida; Asparagales; Orchidaceae. Gene Ontology annotation, biological process: proteolysis. Gene Ontology annotation, molecular function: serine-type carboxypeptidase activity. The record is from RefSeq and is a predicted model, not a curated record. Gene Ontology annotation, cellular component: vacuole. The transcript has 10 exons.